This is a messenger RNA of Drosophila montana, 883 nucleotides long. RefSeq names its product cuticle protein-like. Gene Ontology annotation, cellular component: extracellular matrix. The coding region runs from base 75 to 842 and encodes 255 amino acids. The transcript is spliced from 2 exons. Lineage: Eukaryota; Metazoa; Arthropoda; Insecta; Diptera; Drosophilidae. The record is from RefSeq and is a predicted model, not a curated record.
ACGCCCAGAAAUGUAUCAUUCGACGAUCAAGUUCACUUCUGUAAAGAACUCAGCCAAAUCCCAAAAGCAACAAUAUGGCAUUCAAGUUUGUUUUCGCACUCGCCUUCGUCGCCGUGGCCAGCGCUGGCUAUGUGCCCGAGGCCUAUCACGCAGCUGGUCCAGUUGCCACUUACGGUGCGCCCGUGGCUGUGGCCCAGAAGGUGGUGGUCAAGUCCGACGAGACCUACGAUCCCCAUCCCCAGUACCGUUUCUCGUACGGAGUCGAUGACAAGCUGACCGGUGACUCCAAGGGUCAGGUGGAGGAGCGCGAUGGUGAUGUCGUCCGUGGCGAGUACUCGCUGGUGGAUGCCGAUGGCUACAAGCGCACCGUCCAGUACACCGCCGAUCCCGUCAACGGCUUCAACGCUGUGGUCAACCGUGAACCGCUGGUCAAGACCGUCGCUGUUGCUCCCGUUGUGAAGACUAUUGCUGCCGCCCCAGUCGCCCACUAUGCCGCGCCCGCUCACUAUGCUGCCCCAGCUGUGGUCAAGACGGUCGCCCCCGCUUACUCCACCUAUGCUGCUCCAGCUCAGGUGGCUCACUAUGCCGCUCCAUCUGUCCAGUAUGCCGCCCCAGCUGUUGUCAAGACUGUUGCUCCUGCUUACUCCACCUAUGCUGCCCCAGCUCAAGUGGCCCACUAUGCAGCCCCAGCUCAGGUGGCCCACUAUGCCGCCCCAGCUCAGGUGGCCCACUAUGCCGCCCCAGCUCAGGUGGCCCACUAUGCUGCCCCCGCUGCCCACUAUACCGCUCCAGCUGCGCACUACGCCACCUACUCCGCACCAGCCGUCGCCUACCAUCACUGAAAUGUUUAAUUCUUUAUAAUCGUAUAUAGAAUCGUUGCUCA